This is a messenger RNA of Octopus sinensis (East Asian common octopus), 6317 nucleotides long. RefSeq names its product SR-related and CTD-associated factor 4. Gene Ontology annotation, molecular function: RNA binding. Bases 434 to 5272 code for a protein of 1612 amino acids. The transcript is spliced from 17 exons. Gene Ontology annotation, cellular component: nucleus. The record is from RefSeq and is a predicted model, not a curated record. Lineage: Eukaryota; Metazoa; Mollusca; Cephalopoda; Octopoda; Octopodidae.
ACUCUGUAUAUCGCUUCGCUAAUUCUCGCUCUGUCUUUUAUGUAACUCUUUCUGUUUUUUCUCGGUCAGUCACUCUCUUUAUAACUUUACUCAUUUCACAUUGUUUCUCAUUUUCUCUCUCUCUCCCCCUCUCCUCCCCCUUUCUCUACAUUUUAGUAUUAUGGGUUGGCUUUCUUUUCGCCAUAUUGCAAAACACGCUAUUUAUUCCCUCAUGAUGAUGGGGCCUAUCGUGUGCUUUGCACCGAUUUCUGCGGAAACCUAAUUCGAUUUCUCAAAUUAUAAAAGUAACGAACCAGAAAAAAAAAACCCAAAAAACAACAACAUCGAUAUAUAAGCGUUUGAAGGAGAAAAAUAAGAUACAUCGACAAAAGGAAUUCUAACUCUGACGAAAUAAUUAGGAUAAACAAACCCCCCUCGUUUUUUUCUCUUCAUUAUGGAAGCCGUGAGGGCGUUCAACAAUGAGUUAUCUGGUCUUUAUGAAGCCAAGCCGCCCGUGUCUAGGGCAAAAAUGGCCCAGCUGACUAAAUGUGCCAUUAAAGCCAUCAAGUUUUAUAAACAUGUUGUUCAAAGUGUUGAGAAAUUCAUUCAAAAGUGUAAAUCCGAAUACAAAGUUCCAGGAUUAUAUGUGAUUGACUCCAUUGUGCGGCAGUCCCGACACCAGUUUGGUGCUGAGAAAGAUGUAUUUGCACCAAGAUUUACCAAAAAUGUAGUGCUGACAUUUCAAAAUCUCUUCAAAUGUCCUCCUGAUGAAAAGAGCAAAGUUGUUCGUGUAUUGAAUUUGUGGCAGAAAAAUGCUGUUUUCCCUGUUGAGGUCAUUCAGCCCUUGUUGGAUCUAGCUGGGGAACCUACCAAUCCAGAGUUAAUAGCUUCAGCUCAGCGAGCAGUUGAUGGCCUUGUGGCUGUAAGUCAAAAGUCUGGAAAUGCUACCAACCAGUUUUCUGGAGAACACCAUUCACAUGAAGCUGCUGGACAGGUUCGGCAUGAGAAGGAGUUACCAUCAGCAAGCUCUCUUCUGGAAGCGCAGAAUGACAUGCUAGACACCGUGAAGCAAUUACUUCAGCAAACACAAAAGCAGCCAACAAGUCUGAGCGCUCAGCAACAACAGCUUCAACAACUGCAACUACUCCAGCAGCAGUUACUACAGCAGACCGAGCUGAUGCAGCAGCCGGCCCAACAGCAGCAGGCAGCAGCAAUUAUUGAUAGUAACCUUUUGUCACAGAUCCAGACUUUGACAAAUCAGUUGCUCAACAAUCAAAUCAAGACAUUACACUCUAAACCUCCUGAGCCUGGAUUCAAUAAGAAGUUGCUGGACUUUGAUUAUGGGGAAAGUGAUGAUGAGGAAGACAAGCAUGAAGAUAACUCUGAUGGCAUCCCUGGGAAUGUCCAGAAUAUUUUGAAUGAUCCAACAAUUAUGCAGCAGAUCCACCAAAUGUCUCAAACCAUCAAGAAGACGGAACAACUAAAGAAUGAACUCAACAUGCAGGAACAGAUACGGCAGCAACUUCUGAAGCAGCAGGAGAAAGAGUUUAAUCAACAGAUAAGUCAAGAGCCACCUCCACAAAUUCAACAUCAUAUCCCUGUGGCACCGCAGAUGCCACCUCAGCCACCCCCGCCGUCGCAAAUAAUCCAAAACCAACCCCCUCCAAUGCAUCCACAAAUGCCUUACUAUGUUUCUGAACCUCCAUAUCCAGCACCACCAAAUCAGAAUGAUCUCUCAGAGCGUAUGGAAUUGGACAACCGACAUGACCGUCACUAUGGCGAUGUGCCUAAUGCCGAGGUGAUAGUUAUUGAUGAUCAGCCUGAUAUCCAUAAAACCUCUCGCAACAGGGAUCGAUCAAGGUCCAGAUCACCUCGACGCAAGAAGAGAUCUAGGUCAAGAUCUCGGGAGAGGCGGAGACGAUCUCGUUCUCGAGAUCGUGACCGAGACAGGGAUCGAAGUGACAGAGAAAGAGACAGAGAUCGGCGCAAGCGUUCAAGAUCACGGGAAAGAGAAAGGGAGCGCCAGCGAGAAAAAGAACGGGAACGCAGAAGAAAGGGGCUUCCAUCCAUUAAAGAGAGACACCUUAGUGUGUGUACAAGAACUAUAUGGCUGGGUCAUAUAGCCAAAGUUACUUCUGAAGAUGAACUGCGAUUAGAAAUAGAAAAGUAUGGUGCUGUGGAAAGCAUAAAUAUGAUUCCUCCCCGAGGAUGUGCUUUUGUAUGUAUGGCAAGGAGAAAAGAUGCUCCUAAAGCUGUGGAAAAAUUGAAGGGAGUGAAAAUACAUUCUAACCAGUUAAAAGUUGCUUGGGCUCCUGGGAUAGGUGUAAAGGAUGCAGAAUACAAAGAUAUGUGGGAUGCUGAAUUGGGUGUAACUUACAUUCCUUGGGAAAAAUUGCCACAAGAUUUGACUCACCUAAUGGAAGGUGGCAUGAUAGAUGAAGACACUAUUCCUGAACACCUCAAAGCUGGUUUGCAACUUGAGAAAACAGAACCAACUGGAACAAACAACAUAGAAGAACCUCAACAGAAUUUUAAGAUGAAUGAAGUGAAUAUAACAAACCCUCCAAUAGCAGUCCCUCCUCCAACAGCAAUACCUCCACAACAGCCUCAACUGCAAGGACAACCUAUGCCAAGAAUGCUAAUGCAAAUCCCACCUCCAACUGGCAUGAUGCCUCCGAUGAUGAUGCCAAUUGCUCCGGGAAUGCCUCGCCCACCAACCACAGGUGUACCUCCACCUCCAUUAGGAAUGGCACCAGCAUCGACAGCCUCAGCAGUUCUUGCUCCUCGACCAGUGCCUCCGGUUCCAACUGCUGCUGGAGUGUCUAUAUCUUUGCCAACGAUGGCUCCAACUGUUGUAUUGACUACAGUGGCAUCAAACAAUCCUGCCAUGCCUUCAUUACCGCCACCAGGUUUAGUGCAGCUUCCACAGUCUCUUCAGAAUAAUUUAAGCAGUUCCAUUCUUGCUACAGGCGGCAUAUCAGUUCCUCCUAGACCACCCCCACCUAAUUUCGCAGCGCAACUUCGACAACAGCCUAGGCCAUUCCCACCUCAGCCAUUUCCUGGAGGUCCAACGUUUCGCUUGCAAGUUCCAGCACCUGCUCCGGAGGGUGCUAGGGCUAUUGCUAAUGUUAGACCUCCCCUUGACACAAAUGCUACUCUGACUGCUCAAGAAUCCAAAGAAAACAUUAGUGAAUCUAGUCAGCAGGAUGAUUGGCUGAAGCGAAGCACAGAACCAGCCGGUGAUGAUGCAGAGUCUGAAACGAAACAUGAAGGUAUCACCACUCAAACUAUUGAACCAACUUCUGAAGUGUUACAAACACCCACAGGAACAAUGCCAGCUAUAUCUGCAACAUUACAACAGAUGCUUGCCCAGCGUCCACCUCCAAAUCCAGGAGUAGGGAUGCGUCCCCCUCUACCACCUGGAAUGGCACCACGUCCCGGUAUCAAUGGCCCGCCUACUGAACUUCGUCUCGGUGGACCAAGCGGACCUCUUUUAACAGGUCCACCUAACCGAGCCACUGCUAUCGGUAUACCAGGUAUGCCUGCUGGUAUUGCCAUUGGUCCUCGGGCCAUAAGUGUAGAUGGCCCUCCGCCAGGCUUUCCAGCUGGCCGGAUGGGCUUGCCUGGAGGACCACGAUUUACUCCCCGGUUUCCUCCUGUAUUUCCAGGGGGCCCACCUCCCAGAUUCCAGGGUCCUAUGGGAACUAUGCUACGACCACCACGUCCAGAUGCAGAUGGCAGGUUUCCUGCCAACACAUUUACUAAUAAUGGUACGUUUGACAGAGCUGGUUUUGAACGUGCCAUACGUCCAUUUGGUCCUAUUGGUCCUAGACCUGACCGGCCAGCUAAUGAUAGGUGGAUGGGGAGAGAUAGAUGGGCACCCAGAGAAACUGGUCCUGGGAUGCGGUUCCGAAGGGAUUUUGACCAGAGGGAUGAGUUCUUUGACCGAUCUCGCUAUGUUCUUGAUAAUAGAGAUCCUGAUCGCAAUGCAGGAGGGAGACGAAUGUCCAGGUUUGAUGGGGAGGAAGAUCACGAAGGUGAGCGUCCUCCUCACCAUUACGAGGACGAUCGCUCUCUACAUGAAGACGAACAUGCUCGUCAUGGCGAUGACAGAGAUCGCUCAAGACGAGACGACGAGAGGGAUCGGUUGCGACACGUGGAUGAACGUGACCGACUCAGGCGUCCCGAUGAGAGGGAGCGAACCCGGCAUGAUGACGAUAGAAAUAGGUUACGUUACGAAGUUAGAGAUCGAUUUAGGUUUGGUGAUAAUGGAAGAGAAGGUCCAGAAGGAAUUAGACCUAGAAACCGUGAAGAUCGUCCCAGAAAGUCCCGCUGGAGCGAUGUUGAUGAUAAGGCUGUGGAGACUCCUUCGAUGGAAGCUCCUUCGUUAGAAACUAUUAAGGCAUUUGACACAAUUCCUGAAAAUGCUAAUGCAUUGCCAGACACUGAUAAUGCUGAGGAGUCGGUUGCCAUGGAGAUUUCUGAUGCUCCUGGUGAUGUUACUCCAACCUGUGAGGAAUUAGAAGAUGCUGUAAACAGCAGCCAACCAGAGAAUUAUACGGCAAAUGAGGAGUUUCCAGCCACUCCCGUUGCAGACUUCGUUCCUUCAGAGGAAUUUUCUCUCACAGAAAAAUACCAUCCGGCUGAAGAAACACCUGACGACCAGCCGCCAUUGUCUGGCUCACCCCCUGAAGAAGCCCCGGUUGACAGUUUCAUCCCCACUGAUAGCUCUCCCCCUGCAGUGGAUUUUACUCCAAUGGAGUCUGAUGCACCUGUGGAAAAUUUUGAUGCUCCAACCCCUGAGAAUUUUCCUCUGCAGCACGGGGAUGAUGAUGAUGAUGAUAAUAACAAUGAUGAUAACAACAACAAUUACUUUAAUGAUGAUGAUGAUGUUGUUGAUAGCAACAACAACAACAGCAACAACAACAAUAAUGAUGAUGAUAAUAUUAAUAACAUCAAUGAUGAUGAUGAUGAUGAUAUUGAUAUUAGUAAUAACAUGGCUUUGCCGUCUGAAAAUGAAACUCCUAGCUUCGCUGAAAGCUCUCCUCCUCCUGCCCUAGAGGAGGAAUUCUCUUCAACAGAAAAUUUUAUCCCUCCUCAAACAGAGGAAUUUACCCCUAUGAAAAACUGCUCUCCAGAGGAGCCUAUGAACGAGGCAGAUGAGUUCCCUUCAGUGGAGGAUGAGGUUUCAGAAAUGACAAAGGCAGAGGAACCUGAGUAUCCAACCGGUGAGGAAUCACCAUUACAGAGUGAAGAACAGACAACAGCUUGUGAUGAAAAUGAUGAAGAAUAAUAAUAAUAAUUAUAAUAAUGAUAUAUAAUAAUAAUAAUAAUAAUCAUCACCAUCAUCACCACCACCAUCAUCAUCUACAAGAAUAAUUUCUACCACUACUACUAUUGCACUUAGUUUACUUUUUCCUCAUCUCUCAACCCUCUCUCUCUCUCUCUCUCUCACGCAAACACUCUCACAAUCUCUUUCUGUUGACUCUCUCUCUCUCUCUCAAACAUUCUCUUCAGUGUGCAUGCAUGCAUGUAUGUGUGUGAGGUGUUUGAGUUACAUAUGCAGCUAUGUCUGUGUGUGUAUAUGUACAUAUGCUUGUGUGUGUGUGUGUGCGUGCAUGUAUGUUCAUGCACGCAUGUGUUGGUGUAUGUGUUGGUACACAUGCACAUAUAUGCACACGUACAUGUAAACUUGCUUGCUCAUGCAUGGUGAACGUAAGCAUCUUGAUAAUAGUCUUUAUAAGUAUUCGUUAUUUUAAGUUUAAUUUAUUAAUGUUGUGGGUUUUUUAUAAAAAAGAAAAAAUCAGUGUAUGAUAUAGUUGUAUUUUUAGAAAGGUCAUCAGGUGCGUUGAUGCUGGGAUGAGGGAAGAUUAAAAUGAAAGAGAAUGAACAAGAAACAUCUGACUAUUCUCAAUUAUAUAAUAUCUCCUAAUAUAUGGAGGAAUAAUGCUUGUUAGUGAAUCAGACUUUAGACUUGAUCCUCCUUUUUAUUUCAUCUUAUGAAAUUUUCUUUUACUUAAGAUGUCUUUUAUUUUCAAAUAUAUAAUACAUACAUGCACUCAUACAUAUUUGGUAUCAUAGGUGUGGCUAUGAGAAAAUUUUCAGAUUUUAUAAUUUUUACAUCAGGGGAAAAAAAAAAGAAAGGGAAAAUGUAAUAAAAAAAAAAAAAAGGCUUAAGAUAUUACCCCCUCUCCCCCAUUCCGCAUAUCCACACAGUUUCAGAAGUUUAUAAAAGAGAAAGAAAAAAAAAAAUACUCAAAAGUUGAUGGAGGAUGAAAUUAAUGAUGGAAAUUACAACAAUUUAGAGAGAAAAAAAAAAAAAACUUAAAAAAAUUAAA